AAGAUGAUAGACGUGAUCAGGUUGCUGAAAGUUCAUUGUUACGGGUGGAAACGCAUGUUGUUGAUGAUGUGUCUGAUUAUGAUAUUGCUCCGGUGAAUCCUCCAAACGAUGAAUAUGUAUCAGAUGGUGAUGUAGAAGCAAACCGUGAGGAUGAGAAAUAAGUUAUAAGGUUGUAAAAUAUAUUGUAAGGUUGAAAAAUAAUUUGUAAGAUUGUAAAAUAUAUUGUAAGGAUGAAAAAUAAUUUGGUAGGUUGUAUAAUAUUUUUGUAAGAUUAUGGAAUAUGUAUAAAGGUUGAGAUAUGUUGUUGUUGUAGGAGGAGAGGUUGAUGGGUAAGAGUUUAGGGGUUAUAGUUUAGGGGUUAGAGGUUUGGUGUUUCGCGAAGGUGAUUUAAACAAGGCCACGCUAACUUUCGUGGCUACACAGUGGCUAUGACAAAUCCAAUCGGUUUGCCUCCAAUUUAUUUGGUUUUGGCUCCACAAUUGUUUUUCAUUUCGCGGUUGAUAUUAAACCAAAGCCACUGUAAUUUCGUGGGAUUUUCGUGGCUAUGACGAAAUUUGGCAAAACCAUUCGGUUUGGCUCUAAUUUAUUUGGUUUUGCCUCCAAUUGUUUUACAAUUCGCAGGUAUUAUUUAAACCGAGCCACGGUUUGCUACGGUUUGAUUGUGGCUAUGCUGAAAGGGUUUUAAUCUUUUCCCCUUUCUUCUCAACACUUAGACAAAAAACAAACUCUCUCCCGAGUCGCCACCGACGAAACCAAUUGUCCUCUCCGAUUCGAAGACUCGUCGUCUCUGAUUCCAAGCCGCGACGUCUCUCGUUCCCUUCUGCUCUCAAGGUAACCCUCUAAUUCUUCUUCGAGAAUCAUCUCGUCUCGAUCUAGGUUUUCGAUUGCUUUUUUUUUUCCUUAGUCUUCUCGAUCUAGGGUUUCGAUCACUUCGUUCAGUCUUUGUCACUUGAAUGUUCUUGUUGCAUGUUUGGUUUUUGUUUCUGAUUUAGGGUUUCAAUUUUUUUCUGUUGUUACUGUCGAUUUUUUUCUUAGGGUUUCGAUUUCUCUCGAUUGUCUCUGUCUUAGAGUUGUCUCUGUUUCUUAGGGUUUCAGUUUCUUUCUGUUUUGUCUCUGUCUCUCUUAUUUUGUUUUUUUUCUCUGCCUUUAAUAUUUCGAUUGUAUAAUAUUCAAACUAAUGGUUCUUUUACAUCUCAUAGUUGUUCGAUUAGGGUUUGUUUCUGUGAUAGAGUUGUUCGAUUAAGCCAAAGCGAUUUGGUUAGCAGUAUUGUCUCUGUCUCAUAGUUUUGUUGGACACUCUUAUGUGUCUUUGUUGUUCCAAUUUCUCUUUGUCUCUGUGGGUUUUCGAUUAAACUUAUACUUUCUUUAACUUUUUCUUCUGUUAACUGCAGAUGGCCUCAAGAAGAGGACAAGGGACAUCUCCUCCUAUGCCUCCUGGUGCCACGGGAGUCAACCGGACAAGCUUCAUCCUCCCGUUCAAAUAGCUAUCUGUAAAUGUCUCUCAAUGCCAUGUUCAAUGCUCCUGCUAGGAUAUCCCAGCCACACCUCCAUCCUGAUAAGCUCAAUGGAGCUUUAUGGUUCUCUAUUGACCCAUCAGUGAAUGCUUUCAUCCGUGCAACAUGGCAAGCAUACUACAUGGGACCUUGGAAGAGUUGGAGGUCUGUCCCUGACGAAAGGAGGGAUUCAUGGUGGCAGACGUUUGUGCAAAAUUUCUACUGGGAGCAACAGUUUAAUGACUUGGUCUAUGCUCUCUGGAAGAAGGAAACAUGGACUUCGAUUGGUGAACGGAUUAGCACCAAGAAGAGGAAAAACAAGCAGCCAAAGUACAUCAAUGAGAAUGACUGGACGACCCUUAUGAAGUAUUGGGCGACAGAACCAGCCAAGAAGAAGAGCAAAGACGCUGCUAAAAGCCGCAAGUCUGACCCUCUGGGUAAAGGGGUAUACAAGAACAAUGCAGGACCGGUUGGUUUUGCAAGAAUUGAAUACAACAUGGUAAUUUCCCUUGUCUUUAUUUCUUACACAUUUGCCUAAAUAAUUUUUUUUCCUUUUUUUUGGCAGACGGUUGAGACUGGUGAACCUCCAUCCUACACAAACCUUGUCAGGAGGAUACACACGAAAAAGGAUGGGACUUUUGGGGACUAUCGUGCGGAAGAACUGGUAACUCAAGCUGAGAUGGAAGCUACUCAGGUCUCUAACACUAACAGUGAUGGAUCACCUCAAAGUCCAUCAGCAACCUCAGCUCCUUCUCGCAUUUUGUUAAACCAAGCUUAUCUGAAGGUAUGUUUUCAAACUCUUGUCAUGUGUUUUGUUUCCUCUAUAGAAUUAGGUUCCAAUAAAAAUAUAUCAAGUGUUUGUUGUUGAUAGUUUUGUUGUCUAUGGAGUUGCAAUUAUGAUUUUUUCUGUCUGUGGAGUUAGAAUUAGGAGUUUUGUUGUCUGUGGAGUUGGAAUUAGGUGUUGUCUGAGUCUGGUUCCUCUAUAGACUCAUCUUGUUGUAUGUGGAGUUGUUUUUGACUGAAUAUGCUUUGUGUUUGCUCUCAGAAUGCUAAAGGUAAGAGGGGGCAUGUCUACGGACUCGGCAGUGCCCAGUAUAGGGAACAUGCGCCAUCUGCAAGAGUCCCUGCUUCUCUGGCCCGCAACUUGGAGCUGGAGUUGCGUGUGAGUGGACUAGAGACAAGCUUGCAAAGUGUGACUGCUGAUGUAAGUGCAGUGAAGGCUGAUGUAGGUGCUGUGAAGGAGGAUGUGGCAACAAUGAAGGAGGACUUCGCAGCAACAAGGGCUUCAAUCACUGAGCUCAUCCAAUCACUUCGACCCCAAGCUAACCCUCAGCAACAACCCCCUUCUACUCAGGCUCAAGACCCUUCGACUCAGGCUUAGAUUCAUGUUUAGCAUCUUUCUAUCUAAUCUUAAAACUCUCUUUUGGCUUUUAGAUGCAUGUGUAGCAUCUUUUGAUCUCUUAUGUACCAUCCUUUUGUUCUUAAGACUCAAUGCACUUGUUUAAUAUCUAAUCUUCUUAUGUUUAGCUUUUGUAAACCAACUUUCUUAUGAUUAUAACUUCAUGUUUAAUUUAAAUUGUGUUUUAGGGUUAAAAUUAGAAAUUGAAAUAGAAAUUGAAAUAGAACCAGAAUUUAAAAAAACAUGGUUAACACUAGCCACGACAAAAUCGUGAGUACAUAGCCACGAUACUAACAAGAAAAAACAGUGGUUAAGUAUUCCCACGAAAAUAUAGUGGCAAUCUUCGUGGCUAAAACUUCCCACGAAAAGAUAGUGGCAAUCUUCGUGGCUAGGCAUAGCCACGAUCUAGACAGGGUAAAACAGUGGUUAAAAAAAGCCACGAAAGAAUCGUGGUGAAACCGUGGCUAAUAAGCCACGCUAAGCCACGGUUUUUCGUAGUCACGAAGCUAUAGCCACGGUAGUUUCUCGACAUACAAUCGUGGCUGGUAAUCAGAUAGCCACG
Messenger RNA from Brassica napus (rape), 3454 nucleotides. RefSeq lists its product as uncharacterized. The record is from RefSeq and is a predicted model, not a curated record. NCBI's taxonomy places the organism in Eukaryota, Viridiplantae, Streptophyta, Magnoliopsida, Brassicales, Brassicaceae. The transcript has 3 exons. The coding region runs from base 1495 to 2031 and encodes 178 amino acids.